AUGGCUUUUGACCUGCGGCAGAAGGUGUUCCGCAUUCCAAACAACAUUGCCGUUUCGGCGGGACUGCGGUGGGACUUCAUUGGCGCGGACCCUGUCGAUCUGGACCUCAGCGCCGUGUGCUUCACGAACGAAGGGAUGUUUUUGGACUGCGUCUUUUUCAACCACCCCUUUCCCACCGGUGUUGAUGAGGAGGAGCUGCGCAGCUCCGGCGUCCUCGUUGAUCCGCAUCAGUUGCCCUUCAUGUUUGUUAGCGGCGACAGCAGGAUUGGCGGGGAGGAGGAGAACCAACUCCCCGGGCUCGCACUGGCCGCCAAGCGCCGGAAGUACCAACUGAAGAACGUCAACAACAGAAACAACAAAAGGGAUGAAAUGAAUCGCAUGGGUGCCAUGGAUGCACUCUUCUCUCGCCUGUACGAAGAAGCGGAGCUUGCGAUGGUGGAGGAGGCAAUGGACGAGCACCGCUGUGGGGAUGAUGAUUACCGCGCGUCACGCCGAAAGAAGCGUCGUGAGUUCUGUGACGAAUUUGUGACGUUUGUGAUGCACAAGAUACCGUUGGAUGUUUCUGUCAUCUUUCUUGUGGUGACGAGUUACACCGGCGCCGACUUUACGACACUGCCAGGGGUGAAACUUGUGGUGUUUAAUGAAACCAUAAACGAGCAGGUGGGAUCCAUUGAUCUCAAGCGUUCUACUGGCAACGGUACAGCCAAUCUUGCUUGUAUGUUGUGUUCUCUUCCACCUCUUACUGACAACCCGGCGGAACCGAAAAUGUGGGACCUACGCGAACUCAACAUUCGUACUUUUGGUUACACGUUUGUAGACGUACUGCCGGUCAUGAUGGAUGUUCUUGGUGUCGAGCGAAAUUCACGCGAUGACGCCGUACGGCUGCUGCCCGACUACCCGCUAAACAAAGAGAGCUUUUGGCACACGGAGCAGCCACUUUCAGAUGUUCGCUUUGGUGUUGGCUGGAAUGGAGAGCAUGAUCUUGAUGCCUUCAUGGUAAUGCUGGAUGAAAACAACUGCUACUUAGAUCAUCUGCACCCAAAACAAACAAGACUGCAUUCUAUCUAUCCACACGUUGCCCGCCACUCUGGGGAUGCCAUCAAUGGAUUUGGAACAACUGGAGAUGAGGAGUUUAUUGACUUGAUGACAUACCGCAUGCCUCCCGAGGUGCGCACAAUUAUUUUUGGCGCAACGUACGUGGAAAGUUUUGGCAACUCUACGGGAACCGUGAAGAGUAUCUUUGAUGUCCCAAAGCUCUAUCUGAGGUUACAGAACCGCACGGCGGAACGGCCCAACUCAUUUGAGGUGGAUCGAUGGAACAUUCACUAUGAGGUGGAGGAUGAAAUUGAGCGAAGAAAGAUGUGGAAAAAGAACAAGGAAAAGAACAAGCUGGAGAAACAUGGCUUUGUACAUCGCACUUACGUGGGUGCGGAUGGAAAGAUUUACCCAGUACGCAUGGUUGUGCUGGGGAUUAUGGUCAAACGGAGAGAAGUUCCCUUUCAUGUCUUGUACCCAUACGGCCGUCUUGAUCAGCAGCGUUUUCAACAAGAGCAGGCAAAGCACCAUGGAUCCAAAAUGCCAGAAGAAAAUGUACCACUUUUUGAGUACUACCCUCUCCAUGACUACGCCCCAGCCACGACGGUGGAUCCUUUUUCUUCACUCCUGCCAUACUUGUACUGCAUUGCCCAGUAUCGUUGCAACGACGGGGGAAACAACUACAUAAGAAGGAGUGGAAUGAACUCAAAACAUGUGGUAGGCGCCCACAAUAACGUUGUCAGUUGUGACCCCUCUUUCUUUCCCGCUUGUCCUCCCUCUCUUUGGGAGGAUAUGGAGGCAUCGGAUACAAUACUGAAAUUUCAUGCCCUACAGGUGCAAUUUAUUGAGGUGCGCAACUUGCAGCCGACGCUUCCCAACCGCUUUAAAUGUCACGGAGAGGCGUGGGUCUGCGCCACAGUCCCAAUGGGGAAGCGGCCUAUGACACCGUACGACACGCUCCCAUUUCGCACGCCGUAUCUCAUUCAUCGCGACAACACACGGUGGGAUGAAAGGAGCCCAGCAACAUCAGCAGUUUUCUUUGUUCGCAAGUGUGACCGAAUCCGUGUUGUCAUAUACGAGUACGCCACCUUCGGCGCUGUGGAACUUGACUUGAUGCAAUUUGGGGAGCUCUGGAGGCCGGACCCUCUACCCGCAAAAAACGGCUUCAAAGGCGCCUUCAACAGUCUGGAGAGAUGGUUUCCAUUGACGGGUGGAACCCUGACAGACGGAGAGGUUUGCCUGCGGCUAUUCCGUGUGCCAGAAAAGGUGGCGCUGGGGGUGCGCGCGUGGGUGAUUGCGGCGGCCAACAAGGAGCGGCGACGCCUGGUGCGGCAGAGAACCGAGCGAAGGGAAGACGCCACUAGGGAAAGCUACUCAGCCAAAUGCAGCAUCAUGUAA
Molecule: messenger RNA, 2433 nt
Organism: Trypanosoma cruzi
Lineage: Eukaryota; Euglenozoa; Kinetoplastea; Trypanosomatida; Trypanosomatidae
Exons: 1
Coding region: 1-2433 (810 amino acids)
Source: RefSeq, a predicted model, not a curated record